AUGUCUUACACCUGCAACAAAUGCAACAGCUCAAAUGCGAAAUGGCAUUGUACAACAUGCGAUGACUUCGAUCUCUGUGAAACAUGUCGCGAAUCUGUUCCUCAUGAACAUCCUAUGGAACAGAUUAAACCACUCAUCGGUGCCGAAAGUGGAGACUCUAGCGGUAGCAAUCGGUUUGAAAGCAUCCAGCGUUGCAUCCUCUCGUUGGUUCAUGCUUGCCAGUGCAGAGACGCAAAUUGUCGUCGUGUAUCUUGUCAUAAGAUGAAACGUGUAGUACAGCAUACCAAACUCUGCAAGAAACGAGUCAAUGCAAGUUGCCCUGUGUGCAAGCAACUGAUUGCUUUAUGCUGUUACCAUGCGAAACAUUGCAACAGGGAUUCGUGCUCGGUAUGA
Molecule: messenger RNA, 393 nt
Organism: Strongylus vulgaris
Lineage: Eukaryota; Metazoa; Nematoda; Chromadorea; Rhabditida; Strongylidae
Source: the annotation of a GenBank genome assembly